CACAUGACUAUCGUGGAUCCUCUGGGAAGCCUCAACAACAUCCUGAUGCUGACGAGGAAGAGAAGAGUCUCUCCAGAUCAGAACACCAGAUGGACAACACUAGCCCUUCCACCCUCCCGGAAUCCCCGUGUCAUGCCUCUCCUGUUAGCACCUUACUGCUGGGUAUGAAGAGGUUGUCUGUGCUGCUGGUGGACUGCAGGAGAACAAUGGGGCUGAGUGGAACUGUGGGAGGAGGAGAAGAGCGGAAAGGAUCAGAUUUGACUCAAAGAGAAAGACCAGACUCAGAGGAACCAGAGCCAGGGAAGUCCAAACCAGCAAGACGACACCAGUGCUCCCACUGUGGAAAGGGUUGUAACCGGUUAUGGGACGUGAAACAACAUGAGAAAAUACACACAGGGGAGAAGACUUACCACUGCUCCCAGUGUGGAAAGAGUUUUAACCAGAAAGCACACCUGAAAGCUCAUGAGAGAAUACACACAGGGGAGAAGCCUUACCACUGCUCCCAGUGUGGAAAGUGUUUCAACCGGCCUGGGCAUCUGAAACUGCACGAGAGAAUACACACAGGGGAGAAGCCUUAUCACUGCUCCCGGUGUGGAAAUAGUUUUAACAAUUUAGGGAAACUGAAACGACACGAGAGAAUACACACAGGGGAGAAGCCUUGCCACUGCUCCCAGUGUGGAAAGAGUUUUAACAAUUUAGGAAACCUAAAACAACAUGAGAGAAUACACACAGGGGAGAGGCCUUACCACUGCUCCCAGUGUGGAAAGUGUUUCAUCCGGUCAAAGGAGCUGAAACGACAUGAGAGAAUACACACAGGGGAGAAGCCUUAUCAUUGCUCCCAGUGUGGAAAGAGUUUUAACAAUUUAGGGAACCUGAAACAUCAUGAGAGAAUACACACAGGUGAGAAGCCUUACCACUGCUCCCAGUGUGGAAAGUGUUUCAACCGUUCAGGGGGGCUGAAACGACACGAGAGAAUACACACAGGGGAGAAGCCUUGAAGCCUUUCCACUCCUCCCAGGGUGCAAAGCUUUUGCCCAUUUAGGAAGCCUGAAAGAACACAUGAGACUGCACACAGCGGAGAAUGCUUACAAAAGGCCAGACUGUGGGAAAACAUUUUACUCAUAACAGUCACUUAAACGUCUUUAGAGUAACCACACAGGAGAGAGAAAUGACUUCUCUUAGCGUGUAUAUUGAUAUUUCACAUCACAUUGACUUCAAAUUCAUCAGAGAACAUACACAGUGCUCCCGUUGUCUUAUAUUGUUGACUGACAAUGUGUUUACCUGUCUUUACCAUAUGAAAUUAAAUGGUACAGGGUAUACUCAAACAUAUAUUUGUUUGUUUCUAUUAGAAAACAUGAAUUGAAUAUGGAGUCUGUCAGUUUGAAUAUAGAGUAGAUCAGGUUCCAUGUGUUUAAAUUGUCCUUUUUUAAAACUCUUUGUGUGUGUUUAUCUGGGUGUGUCAUUCCUCCAGCACUACAGAUAAUCAAGUGAUAUUUGGAUGUGAUGCAUUAGUUCCAUUGUUGACAUUUGCAUUUUUGGCCCACUGAUGAUUUAAUUAAAUGAAAAUGUUCAGACUGUGUAAUGGAAAAUGUUAGUUGUAUGUGUGUCCACAUAACUGAGUAUGUGACUAACCUUGUGAAACUGUCCUAUUAUAAUCUCCUGUUCUUGGGACUAUCAUUCUGUGUUGCAAACCAAUUUACACCUGUGUCCUUGUAUGAAUAAAGUCCCGCCCAGGAACAGGAAACUAUAAAGAUAUUUGCUCAUCACCCAAUGCUUCAGGAAUUCAGACUGUCUACACUGCACUGUGUAACUCUGUUAUUCUCUCUGAGCUCAGAAAUAAAGAGUCUUGGUUUGAC
This is a messenger RNA of Oncorhynchus kisutch (coho salmon), 1856 nucleotides long. Its product is annotated as zinc finger protein 239-like. The record is from RefSeq and is a predicted model, not a curated record. The transcript is spliced from 3 exons. NCBI's taxonomy places the organism in Eukaryota, Metazoa, Chordata, Actinopteri, Salmoniformes, Salmonidae. Gene Ontology annotation, molecular function: RNA polymerase II cis-regulatory region sequence-specific DNA binding; DNA-binding transcription factor activity, RNA polymerase II-specific. Bases 90 to 998 code for a protein of 302 amino acids. Gene Ontology annotation, biological process: regulation of transcription by RNA polymerase II.